AAUGAUAAAACAAUGCAAGCAACGAAACGCAAAAACAUGUUAGAUUAUUGGGGAAAACCGCCAACCGAAGUUGAAACAUCCCCGAUUCUUUCUAAAGAGGCGCCGAACGCGCAUUCAAAAGAAAUUAAAUUUACACAAUUCAGAGAAAAGUCAGAUAUACGACCAAAUAAGCAAAUUAAAACGAGCCAUACAAAAACGGACAUUCCUUUGGCUGCAAGAGGUUUAUUAGCUCUCUAUAUAAUCGACCGUCAAAAAGAUCUAGUAGGUGAAAAUGGAAUGCUCAGAAAUUUGAUUUUACGUGAUAAAAUUCCAUCAAUGAUAUUUUGGGGUCCUAGCGGAACAGGAAAAACGACUCUAGCCAGGAUAAUUACAAAAACGACUCAAUCAAUAUGUAAAGAAUUCUCUGGAAUCACUCAUGCCUCCGCUGAUAUCAAGUUGACAUUCGAUGAAGCAAAAAAUGAACAAAAAUUAACUGGAAGACGAACAAUAAUCUUUUUGGAUGAAAUACAUCGCUUUAACAAACCACAGCAAGAUUUGUUUCUUCCAUAUGUCGAAUCUGGCGAUGUAACUCUUAUUGGAGCUACAACAGAAAAUCCUUCUUUUAAAAUUAACUCGGCACUUCUUAGUCGAUGCAAAGUGAUUGUGUUAAAAAAGUUGCCGCCAGAUGAGAUACACUACAUCCUACAAAGGGCCAUACAGGAUAUCUUUUCUCAAAGAAAAGAAACCUUCGAAGGUGAAGAAGCUACAUCUCAAUCAAAAUUUCAGUCCUCGGAAGAGUACAAUGAAGUUGAUGACGAUGUAUUAAGGUUAUUGGCAGUCAUGAGUGAUGGAGACGCUAGGGUCGCAUUGAAUUCCCUAGAAAUAGCAUUAAAUGCAUCAUGUCAAGCGCGAAGGCAUAUUACUAAGGAAGAUAUUAAAGAUGUAUUUCAAAAAUCACACCUACUUUAUGAUAAAGAUGGUGAGGAGCAUUACAACACAAUAAGUGCUCUUCAUAAAAGCAUACGCGGAAGUGAUGCAAACGCGAGUUUAUACUGGCUUGGUCGAAUGCUUACAGCAGGAGAGGAUCCCUUAUAUAUAGCAAGGCGAUUGAUUGUCGUUGCUUCCGAAGAUGUAGGACUUGCAGAUAAUAAUGCACUUCCUUUGGCUACUGCGACAUAUCAAGCGUGCCAAUUCAUUGGUAUGCCAGAAUGUGAAAUUAAUCUGGCCCAUUGCGUUACAUACUUAGCGGAGGCUCCAAAGAGCGUUCGUGUUUAUAAAGCAUAUGGAUUGGUGAAACAAACAGUCCAAGGAGAAUAUACUUAUCCAAUUCCCUUACAUCUUAGAAAUGCACCAACAAAAUUAAUGAAGGAUCUUGGCUACGGUUUUAACUAUAAAUAUAAUCCGGAUUAUGAAGGACCUGUUAACCAAGAGUAUUUACCAAAAGAACUUAAAUGUAAAGUAUUUUUAGAUGUUCAUGGACCAACGAAACGAGACGAAUUGAUUGAAAAGACGAAACAGGUUAAAUAA
Racocetra persica is the source of this 1506-nucleotide messenger RNA. The record is from the annotation of a GenBank genome assembly. NCBI's taxonomy places the organism in Eukaryota, Fungi, Glomeromycota, Glomeromycetes, Diversisporales, Gigasporaceae.